UGGGAGUCGUCGCAGCUGCAGUCCCCGGCAGAAACCGCGCAGAUCCGGGCCAUUUCUCCCGAGUCUUUCCGGAACCGGACUCGUUCGUUUUUCCCUUUCUCGUCGGCAUGGAGCCAUUCCGCGUGAUCCUGUUGGCGCUGGCGGCGGCGGCGGUCUGCUCCCUGGACGUGAGGGUGGCCACCUUCAACAUUGAAAGGCUGGGGGAUGGGAAGUUGGAAAAGCCUGAAGUCGUCGAGAUUCUUCUUCAGAGAUAUAUUAAUUUUUUAAACUUUUCCAUACCUUUAGGGACACCCAGCUUAAGAAUGAUCCAGGUUUCUUCCUACUUCUUCACUCGCUGGCAGAUCCUGGACGACUACGACCUGGUGUGCAUCCAGGAGCUGACGGAUGAGGACGGCAGCUCCGUGCCGGUUCUGCUGGGCCUCCUCAACGAAGCGUCGGGGAAGGAAUACACGAACCACACCUCGCCCAGGCUCGGCCGAACCACGUACAAGGAGCAGUACCUCUUCCUGUACGAGCCGUCCCUGUUCCAGGUGGUGGAGACGAUCCUUUACGACGACACCGCGGACGACAUCUUCGAGCGGGAGCCUUACUACGUCACCUUUCGGAGCGGGAAUUACAUGUUCACGAUGGGAACUAUACACGUGAAACCCGACGACGCCCUCGCGGAGUUGAUCCAAUUUGCCCCUGCCAACGACUGGGUGACGGAAAACUACGGAAUGCAGGAGUUCCUGCUGCUGGGCGACUUUAACGCGGACUGCGAUUACGUGUCGGGCUCGGACUGGGACGAGAUCGGGCUCUGGACCCAGCCGGGAUAUCGGUGGUUCGUGGACAACGACGCGGAUACCACCGUUAACUCCAACACCGACUGCGCGUAUUCCAGGGUGGUGGCGAAGGGGCCCGACCUCCAGGCGAGGAUCAGCGACGUCCGAGUGCGGCGAUUCGACGAGGAAUUCGGACUCGAGCAGGCGGAGGCCCUCGACGUAUCGGACCACUAUCCCGUGGAGUUCACGCUCACCGUCUGAAUAAAGUCGCGAUGGUUCACAAGACUGAUUUGUUCGAAAGAAAAUUUU
Messenger RNA from Darwinula stevensoni, 1070 nucleotides. NCBI's taxonomy places the organism in Eukaryota, Metazoa, Arthropoda, Ostracoda, Podocopida, Darwinulidae. The record is from the annotation of a GenBank genome assembly.